This is a messenger RNA of Adineta steineri, 2025 nucleotides long. The record is from the annotation of a GenBank genome assembly. Lineage: Eukaryota; Metazoa; Rotifera; Eurotatoria; Adinetida; Adinetidae.
AUGAAUAAUAACAACACAACCACAGCAUCAUCGGAUGCUAUUCAACAAAGGCGACGAAUGGUUCCAAAUUAUUCGCUUCUCUAUUUAGAUGAAUGUACGGGUGAAGCGAACCAAGAAUAUCAAGAUAUUUUAACGCAAUUAAAAACAAUUACUGGCAAUGUUAAUAUCUUUAAGCAGCGAGACGAAUGCAUUGACUUUCUUACAGAUACUCAAGAAAACAUAAAAUCUUUUCUCGUUCUUGAGAGCACUAUCGCUCAACAAAUGAUACCCCUUAUCCAUGAUAUUCCUGAGCUGAAUGCUGUUUAUAUUUUCAAUAGCAUUAAAUCCUUACAUGAAGAAUGGACCAGUAAUUGGCAAAAAAUCAAAAGCGUUCGUACCAACAUCAAAGACCUGUGCCAAGCAUUACAACCGAAUGUCAAGCGACGCAAUCAAGAUUCGAUUGCUUUGAGUUUUGUCACUGCAAAUGAAAUAGCUUCGACUGAUAAUUUAAAUCAAUUGGAACCAGCAUUUAUGUAUACUCAGAUAUUCAAGGAAAUCAUUCUCGAUAUGGACCAUAGUAAACGGGCCAUUAAACAGUUUAUUGCUUAUUGUCGGCAUAAUGACUGCGUGUCGCUAACCAAUAUUGACCGUUUUGAGAAAGAAUACAACGCUCAAUCAGCUAUUUGGUGGUAUACUUUCCCAUGCAAUAUCUAUGAUAUGAUUAACUAUGCUCUUCGAAUACUAGAUGCCGAUAUAAUCAUUAAUAUGGGCUUCUUUCUACGUGAUGUGCAUAAGCAGAUUCAACAGCUGUACGAGCAACAGGUCAGCAUUUAUGGUAGAGAAACUUUUAUGGUUUAUCGAGGACAAGGUCUUAUGCAAUCAGACUUUGAAAAGCUUCAGAAAACAAAAGGUGGAUUAAUGUCAUUUAGCAAUUUCGUAUCUACCAGUACAAAUAAAGAAGUGUCCCUUGGUUUUGCUCAACCUGCUUCAAUAGAACCAAAUAAGGUCGGUAUUCUUUUUAUAAUGUCCAUUGAUCCUUCUAUUAAAUCAGCACCAUUUGCCUCCAUCAAAGAGAUGAGUUAUUAUAAGGACGAAGAUGAAGUUCUCUUCUCGAUGAACACUGUCUUUCGAGUAGGUGCAAUUAAACAAAUAGAUAAUAUCAAUCAACUUUAUCAAGUUGAACUACAAUUAACAUCGGAUGAUGACCAACAACUACGAUUACUUACUGAUCGGAUGCGAGAAGAAGCUGAUGGUAAUACUGGAUGGGAAAGAUUGGGUAAAUUAUUGAUUACAGUUGGUCAAUUUAAUAAAGCUGAAGAGAUUUAUAAUGUAUUACUCAAACAGACAUCUGAUGAGGGUGAAAAAGCGUUUUAUUAUAAUCAGCUUGGAGGUGUCCAUUUGAAUCAACGUGAUUAUGAAAAGGCUAUUUGGUAUAACGAAAAAGGACUUGAAAUUUGUAAAAAAACUCUCCCUUCAAAUCAUCCUUCUUUGGCUACUUCAUACAACAACAUCGGUUUGGCGUAUCACUGCAUGGGAGAGUACCCGAAAGCACUUUCAUCUCACGCAAAAGCACAUGAAAUGUAUAAAAAAACUCUUCCUUCAAAUCAUCCUUCUUUGGCGCAGUCAUACAACAACAUCGCUGCUGUUUAUGAUAGCAUGAAGGAGUACUCGAAUGCACUUUCAUUACACGAAAAAGCAGUUGAAAUUCGACAAAAAAGUCUUCCUUCAAAUCAUCCUGAUUUGGCUGCUUCAUACAACAACAUCGGUGGUGUGUAUGACAACAUGGGAGAGUACACGAAAGCACUUUCAUUUUACGAAAAAGACCUUGGAAUUAAAGAAAAAACUCUUCCUUCAAAUCAUCCUCAUUUGGCUACUUCAUACAACAACAUCGGUUUUGUGUAUAACAAUAUGAAAAACUAUUCGAAAGCACUUUCAUAUUAUGAACGUGCUCUGAAAAUAUGGCAACGUGCAUUACCUCCGAGUCAUCCUCGUAUUAAAAAUAUGAAAGAGUACAUCGAAAUUGUCAAAAAAAAUUAUAAAGAAUAG